UUUGCCGCCAUUUUUGACUUUCUUGACCCUUGUCAAGGUUUUCGUUUCUGAAUCGUUGCAAUUUGACUCGAGAUGCCUCGUGAAAUUAUAACUUUGCAAAUUGGACAAUGUGGAAAUCAAAGUGAGUUUAAUUUCUAACGUUAAAAAAUAAUUUCCUAAGCUUUACCAGCUGGAUUUAGUGAUUGUGUACAUAUUGGACACUGGGUUAUGAUAUUUCACUCGUAAGCUUUUUCAUGGACCUCAUUAUGAGCUGUAAUUCUCAACGUAGCUCAUAUUAUUUCAUUCACUAGUUGGAAUGGAGUUUUGGAAGCAGCUUUGUGCUGAGCAUGGAAUAAGACCAGGUAAUUUUAUAAUAUGGUGCUCAGUUAUUAGUCAAAAUAUAUAAGCUUAGUUUUCCAACUCGAUUAUAUUGGUAUACGUUCCAUUAAUCGUAGAGAGCUUCUUUAUUCUAAUUAUUGAAAUCUAGUUUGUUUGCAGAACUGGUCUGUAGACUGAAAAUACUUUGUUGAUCGAGGGUUUUUUUUUAAGUCUCGAAAUUUUUAUGAACUGGUCUUUCUUGAUUUAAAGAUGGAAUCCUUGAAGAUUUUGCCACAGAUGGAACUGACAGAAAAGAUGUGUUUUUCUAUCAGGUACAGCAAGAAAAGCUACGUCAUAUUUUUAACAUGUAUGGAAAAAGAGCUUGUGUUAUUUACUGAUUUUAAGCUUUAACCCCGAAGAGUGAUCAGAAUCUAAUUUCUCCCAGCAUUAUUACCCCUGAAUCAAACAUUAAGGUCAUGAGAAAAGAAGAAGUGAUCACCAACUGAAGCAGUUCUUCAUUGUUAAACCAAUUCCCUUUGUACCUUUGGAAAUGUGUACUGACGUUACGGUGUAAAGAGUUAUAAGCAAUGUCUGUUAACCCUUUAACUCCUGGAAGUGAUUAACAUAAAACUUCUCCCUACAAUAUCCAUACAUUCUUCAGCAAACAGGUAAUGAGAAUAUUCAAACUUAUCUGUUAGACGCUGCUAUCGUGAUCUAGCACCAAGUUCCCAUAACUAAUUUACAAGGAAAUGUGUAGCAGCUACAGGGGAGAAUUAACAAUCAGAUCUUGGGAGUUAAAGGAUUAAUUCUAUUUUCUGUAGGCAGAUGAUGAACACUACAUCCCCAGAGCAGUUCUGUUAGAUUUAGAACCAAGAGUAAUAGAUGCAAUCACAUCAUCACCUUAUGCCAACUUGUAUAACCCUGAAAAUAUGUACACAUCCAAGCAUGGUGGAGGAGCUGGAAACAAUUGGGCCAGUGGAUACUCACAGGUGAUGGACAAGUUAUGCACAUGUUUACUUCCUUACAUUUGGACAUAAACCUAGAAAAUUGGGCAGAGUGAAGUCCUGUGAAAAAAAUGAUGGGAUGGAGCAAAUAUAUUCUUGGUAUAAUGUUGUUUGAAUAGAGGUUUUAAAAGUAUCAACUAUUUUUCAUUGGAAAUCGAAAAAACUGAAUGAAAAGUCAAGCCAAAGAACUGGUCUUUUCUCCAGAAAUUUCAUCCACAAGCCCCAGCUCCAUGCGCUUGAUCCAGUUCUCUUACCGCACAUCCAAGAAUACUGUACAUUACCUUUUCAAAUUUUGGUCUUCAUACUUUUUUAAAAAGAAGAAACUUUCAAUUUUACUUUGUCAGGCUGAACGUCUUCAUGAAGAAACUUUUGAUAUAAUUGACAGAGAGGCUGAUGGGAGUGAUAGUCUAGAGGUAUGGUAAUGUGUAUGUUUGAGUAGAAUUUAGUACCUUCACUCCACUCUCUUUCCUGUGUCAUUCUGAGAUUCUAUUCUGAAAGAUAUGGCUGUCUGAACACCUGAGUUAUUUAACAACAAGGUCAUUGGCACCCUGACUGACUUAAUCAAUCAUUUGCUAAGGUGACUGAUUAAAUUGAUUUUUUGCAGGUUGCCUAACCUUUUAUUUUCUUAACUGAUUGACUGACUGUUUGAUUGAAUUGUUAGCUUUGGGGCUAAAUGUCUGUCUUUUAGGCUGAACUAAGUACUGUCUUUAUGACAAACUGAUUUGCCUAUGGCUAACUAACUGGUGGACUGUUUAACUGAUUAUUAUUUGUUUGUUUUUGUAGGGCUUUGUAAUGUGUCAUUCCAUAGCAGGUGGAACAGGAUCUGGUAUGGGAUCAUAUCUAUUAGAAAAACUUAAUGACAGGUACAGUAAAAUUUUAAUGUUGCAGUUAAACGUAAAGGCUUUUAGGGAAUGCAAAUCAUAACAGCAAAUGAAACAAAGCUAGAGAUUUCUGCUUUAUCUUCUCUAGACUCUUUAAUUGGUAGAAUUAAGUUUUAUUGGAGUCAAUGAGGUUUGCAUAGCCCAUGUGUCAGCCCUCAUAGAUAUUUCCAAAGUGAGAGUAAUUUAGAGAAGUUCACAACUUGAUUUUUACUCAAUAUUUCUUUCAAUAGAUUCCCAAAGAAGUUGAUUCAAACAUACUCUGUGUUUCCACAGCAGGUGAAAAACUGUCUCUUAAUAAUUAUUUUUCUGGUUCUCUAAGUUUGUAGACAAAUUGCUGGAUAGUACAUUGAGCACUUUUUCAUGCGAUAGACUUGACAAUCCAUGUCAUAAUGGAUAAUAUGAUCACCUUCCAGAAGCUUUCCUGUUCUCUUGUAUUUCUGACAAUAAGUGUAUUGUUGUUUCACAGGAAGACAUUAGUGAUGUUGUAGUACAGCCAUAUAACUCUAUACUUACGCUCAAGCGACUCACUCAAAAUGCAGAUUGUGUGGUAUGUAUUAUGGACAAUAUUUUGCACCAACUUGUACAGGAAAUUGCCAGGUUACAAGCAGAAUCAAGAUAUAAAGGAUAGGAAUUUGUUAUCAGAAUUUUAGCAUAUAUGUAAUAUGAGCACAAUUUUCAAAAAGUAAGGUUAGAGUUUUGAAUCUCAAAAUGUACUCAUCUUAGUAUCACGAGUACUUUUGGAUUUUGGAGUUCAAAAUUAUAUGGUUUCUGGACCGUGGGUUAUCGUUUGAUGACUACAAUUUUGAUUUCAUUCAAAGGUUGUUCUUGACAAUACAGCUCUCAACAGAAUUGCAGCAGACAGGUUGCACAUACAAAAUCCAACAUUUUCUCAAGUAAAUCAACUGGUAUGUCAUGGCAUUUACCUUUACCUCAUCAUUUACUUUAUAUCAGCAUUUAAGAGUUCAGCCACUCAGGUUGGCCAAACCUUUUGAUAGAAGUUGUUGUUGAAAAAGAAAUUGGAUGAAAAAGUAUUGGUCUUGUAGGAAAGUCUGCUCUUCAAUCUUUGGUUCAAUGAGCCUGAACUCUUGGUUUUUUAAAGAGGGAAGGAGAUAAAAUCAAACCUUUCUAGACUUGGCUUAUGGCUAUAAUUUGCCUAAUGUUUUUUUGUAACAGGUAUCUACAAUCAUGGCUACAAGUACAACAACUCUUAGAUAUCCAGGUGAAUGAGUUGUUUAAAUCGUAGAAGUAGUGCUAACAAUGUUAGUGUAUGUUAGGGAAUAAUUUAACUUGGGUUGAAAUUGAUUUGACACCAUUUGAUACAAUCUCAAGGUGAGCUAAGGCUCACUGAUGAGCUGAUGAGCCAAGGCUUAGGCUCAUUAGUCAGUGACCGAGGAGAUGACACAGGGGUACUUUAAAGGUUAUACCCAAUGUGAUCCACUUUCUAGGCAUAUCUGCCUGCAUUAAAACUUGAGAAAAUCAUCAAUUUUUCUCUACCCUGACAGUAUGAUUCGUUCCUUUUAAAAAUAUGGUAAUUGAAAAGAUAGACAGCUAUACAUGUAGCUAUACUAUACCUACAUUUGAUAUGCAUACCUCCUUCAAUAAACAAGGCAACUGAAAGCAGUUGGUUGUAGAUUUUGUUCAUUCAUUCCUUUUAUAAACAUUUUGUUGCAGGUUACAUGAACAAUGAUCUGAUUGGUCUGAUUGCAUCUCUAAUUCCCACACCACGAUUACAUUUUCUUAUGACUGGGUACACUCCACUUACUACUGAUCAGAAGGUAAUUUUUAACUGUUUAGUUAAAUGGUCUUUUACAAGUGAUAAAAGCAGUGUGGCUAAAUCAAGCCACACAAGCAGACACCCUAAGAAAAAAGGGCAUCUGUGAUGGAAUUACAUUGUUAGCAGGGUUGGGUUGUUUAAAGCCAGGUUAAGAUAGCCAUUAAUGUGAAAUCUGGUUUCAUAUCUGAAAGAUUUUAAAUAAAAUUCAGUGUAAUUCUUUUUGUCCACAAUCUGAUUAUUGAAUGCUCUAUAAAGAAAAGGGAAAAUUAUCCCAAAAAGGCUUUUAAACAAAGGAAUAAAGAAACCUUGAUUAAAAUUUAACCCUAUUUUAGCACUAAUUGGCAUUUGAACAACUGGGCCCAGAUUAUGUAGCAUGAAGUAACUUUGAGUAGAGCUAUGUCUUCUGAAUGAGGGUCUUGUCUCUUGGGCCCAGUUGGAUAACAGGCAGAUAACACUAUCCAACAGAUAAAUUGUUAUCCAGCAGAUAAGUGAUAGCAAAAUGUAUAACGUUAUCCACUGGACAGACAUUUAUCCAGUGGAUAGUGAUAUCCAACCUCUGAACUACUGGGGCCUACAGGUUAUCUUCAGUUUUACAUCACUCUUAGAGGGUGCAUUGAGAGAGCUUAAACUAUAUUGCCAUUAUAUUAUCUCUCCUGGUUUCCUGUGUAGCUUUUUAUUGAUAGGUCUUAUCAUGCAACAUGCUUUCUAUGAUAAUAGAGACUAUUCCUCAAGGGGAUUAAACAAAGGUUGCAAAGAAGAUAAUCUCUCAGCUAGAUCUGAUGACAAUAAAAAAAAAUCUAUUAAUUUUUUCAUUUACAUUCCCUUUGACUUUCUUCUCUAUCUGAUUUUAAGGUGGCUAACAUCCGUAAAACAACAGUCCUUGAUGUAAUGAGGAGGUUGUUACAGGUAAGGAGAGCUGUCAUAACAAACAGGAAAAGAUGUUAUUGAUUUUUAAAAGUUAUGUACUAAACAAAUCUUUAAACAGUAGUUUUACCUAGAUGAAUAUAAAGUUGAUCUCCUUAUUGAGUUUUUGCUUGAAAUUUCUCUCUCUUUCUUUAAGCCUAAAAAUGUAAUGGUAUCGACACUUAGAGACAGGAAACACAACCACUGUUACAUCUCCAUUCUGAACAUCAUCCAAGGCGAAGUUGACCCCACUCAGGUACAUAAAUAUUACUUUAUCAGUUGAAUCAGAUGUCAUUUUCUUGGCUUAUUGAAAAGGCUAUUUCAGAGCAAGUGUUUUUUGUAUUCAAGGUUCAUAAGAGUCUACAGCGGAUCAGGGAAAGAAAGCUUGCAGAAUUCAUUCCAUGGGGACCUGCCAGUAUUCAGGUAAAAGACAAACAAGGUAUUGCUGGGUCCACUUGCUAAAGAAAACUUAUAAUUUUAAUCCAAUGACUGAUUCAGCUCGUUUCCUUUAUUUAUUCUCCUUCCACUUGACCUCACUGUCAAAUUGAAUUAUUAACUUGGUCACAUGACUUAUGCCCUGUGUGGGGUGGAGUGGGGUGGGGUGGGGUAGUUAUCUACCUCUUGCAGAAACAGUAUGCACACUUCAUUUGAUGCUGCUUGUUCUAUCUUGAUUUACUUUUGGUGACACUCCCCAAAUAUUUAAAUGUGAUCCACAAACUGCUUAAAUCAAGAGAUCAUCUGUUCCUGCUUGAAAGGCUAAACCUUGUACAUACAUAUACAUACAUAUACUUUAUAUAUUCGAGAAAAUAAGCAAAAAAAAUUAUAAAAAUAAUAAAUAAAUAAAUUUAAAAAAAACAUAAUGACAUAAUUUGUGACAUAAUUUGUUUCGUAAAUUCAGGUUGCAUUGUCAAGAAAAUCUCCAUAUGUACAGACAGCACACAGAGUGAGUGGACUGAUGUUGGCAAAUCACACAAGUAUAUCAACUGUAAGUCAAAUUAGAUUUCAGUUAGUGUUUUCAUUUUCGAAAUGUAGCAAAUAGCUGUUUAUUUGAUCAAAUAAGGAGCAAUUUCGCUUUGACUCACACCAACGCAUUUGUGAACAGGUAUUUGAAAAGAACUGCCGACUCUUUGAUAAACUUCGGAAGAGGGAAGCCUUCUUGGAAAAUUAUAAAAAGGAGGAGAUUUUUAAGGACAACUUCGACGAGCUAGAUGCUUCAAGGUGAGAAACGGGAACUUGCAAAGAGAAAGAAUCGUUUGUUAUUCCGAGGUUUAAACCCUUAGAUUAUAAGCGACGAAAUGGUCCCUCGGGGCCUCUUCUUCAUUUGGUAUGAGAGCCCAACUAGUUUAUGGGAAACGAAAGUGAUGCGCUCUAGAUCAGAUCGAUAAAUGUGUGCAUUGGUCUUCCUGUUACGUAGUUAUUUGAUACUUUGUUUCUUUUACAGAGAAGUUGUUCAACAAUUGAUAGAGGAAUACCAAGCCGCUACAAAAGCUAAUUACAUCAUGUGGGGAACUCAACAGCAGGUCAUUUAACUUCAUUAAAAGCGAUUACAUUAAUAACAGUGGGCUGUGCAUCAGACCCUAGCGUAGCACACUUGAAGCGAUAAUGAAGACAAGUUUUCCUUUAGUUAGACACAACUAUUAGCAAUGUUAACUUGCGAUAAGUUUUUUUUCCUAGUGUGAUAGGAAGGGGCUUUCAAUCAACAUCACAAUCGAACCUUUUUUGAUCACCAGUGUGGAGAGCAUGGAAUAUCAUCUGAUUAAUAUUUGAAGGAGAGGUGGGGGUUGCUAUGAGGGUCUAGGUAACGUUUACGCCAACUCCACCGUGUUCUUCUGUUAUACAUACUCUGUUAACGGUU
Pocillopora meandrina is the source of this 6714-nucleotide messenger RNA. The record is from the annotation of a GenBank genome assembly. NCBI's taxonomy places the organism in Eukaryota, Metazoa, Cnidaria, Anthozoa, Scleractinia, Pocilloporidae.